Epinephelus moara (kelp grouper) is the source of this 2605-nucleotide messenger RNA. RefSeq names its product glycoprotein Ib platelet subunit beta (gene gp1bb). Bases 117 to 725 code for a protein of 202 amino acids. The record is from RefSeq and is a predicted model, not a curated record. The transcript has 2 exons. NCBI's taxonomy places the organism in Eukaryota, Metazoa, Chordata, Actinopteri, Perciformes, Serranidae.
UCAGGGGUGUUUUAUCAGUUAGUGCCAGCUGCCUGCAACACACACACUCGGCUCAGAGUGACCUAAGAAACACAGUCCUCUCCUGAAGACACGCAGCACUGAAGUGAUCGGUAACCAUGAAGGGGCUUCUGCUCCUGUGUCUGCUCCCCCUGUUUGGAGGUCAAAGGUCAUCAGCAUGCCCCCAUCUUUGCUCCUGCCAUGGCAGUCAGGUGGACUGCAGCAGCAAGUCUCUCGCCUCCUCCUCGCUGCCCACCAGUUUCCCUGCUGGGACCACCUCCCUCCGUCUCCACAACAACCGGCUGGCCACCCUCCCUAACGGGCUCCUGGAUGGUUUGACCUCCCUCAACUCGGUCUCCCUUCAUGGUAAUCCCUGGGUGUGUGACUGUGGGGUUCUCUACCUGCGAGCAUGGCUGCUGCAUCAUCCCGCCACUCUCACGUCACACCUGGGCGUCAACUGCACCUCCCCUCCUGGCCUCAGAGGGCGGCUGGUGGUGACUUUAACAGAGAGGGAGGUGCUGGAGUCCUGCCACUACUGGUACUGUAAUCUGGCUUUGGUGUCACAGGUUUGUCUGUUUGUGUUUGUGGUGGUGCAGGUGGCUUUGCUGGCAGCUCUCAUUGUGUUCCUGAAGAGGUUUGAGAGGUUUUCCAAAGAGGCGAGGAAAACCAUGGAGGAGAGCUUCACGGCUGGGGAGAGUCUGAUAGACAAUGAGUACACGUCUUUAUAGGACAGCAGCAUCUGAGAUGGAAGAAGAAGAGCUGUUUAUCAUUUGCACAGCAGAGAAAAUGUCUCUUACAUGCUUUUGUGUUUCAGACUAUAAUUACAAAGUUCAUUUUAGGCACAACAAGGUGAAAAACUAAAAGGAAAACCCUCAAUAAAUGAGUAGAGAAACAUACGCAGAUGCUUCCAUACAGGAAACAAGUGGAGGGGUUUGAUAAGUAUGAAAAUACCGUGACUCUGAAUCCGGUUUAAUUUGUUACCAUGUAGGUUUUUACUUACCAGUACAAGGAAUUUGCUUUGGUAAAUUUGUGCAUAACAUAAACAAAGUAAGAGAAAUUAAAUUAGAAAUAAAAGCAAUAUUGCAAAAAUCAAGAAACAUGAAUACAGAAUAGAAGAAAUUUAAAUAACCUAUGAAAAAAUACCAUAAACUAUGUACAAGACAUCUGAAUUAAAAUGAAAGACCUGUUUUAAGAGGUGGUAGUUUGUGCAGAAAUGUGCAAAAUUGUUCAAGGAAUGAGCAGAAGUUCACAGUAUAAAGAACAUAUACAAGAAACAUGUAAUGUUCAGAGAUAAAGUUCCAAAGAUGUGCCUUAUUUAGUCCACUAAAUGAUGUGAAUCAUGUGCUUCAUCACCAAAUCUUAAAAGAUCUCAGGGAGAUUUCACUGAAACUGUUCUGGCAGCUUGAUGGCCCAACACCUCACUAAGACACGUCUUCGACUAUGUUUGCCUCCCAUCUAGAUCCAUAUAGCACCAUAGAACAGACUAAAUGGAAAUAAAGAUUAAAACAGCCUAAAGCACAAGUGUCUGACCAAUUUUGGAUUCUUAAACCAAUGUCUUUAUUUGAGAGGAAAUUUUCUUGUAACAAUAUAUUGGAUUAUAUGAAUUAAAAUCAAUGAAUUUAAGGACCCCUUAGAUAUGAUUAUUAGACAGUUGUGAUGUAGUGAACAGGACAUUUUACAGCUGACAAAUGAACUUGUACAAACCUAUCACUUUGUUAAUUAUCAGCCAGACUUUGAUACUGAUGUGUCUGUGUUUACACAUCAGUUGAUAAUAUUGCAAAUGUAAAGCUUCAGUCUGUACAGCUGCACUCAUCACUUGCUCACAAUGAACACUUUUUAUUGACAUAAUAUUAAUGACAACAUGAAGAAAGUCCAGCUUUCUACCCAAAGUUUUGACAACACAGAUCCUUUCCGCCUGGUUGAAAUAUCACAUUUAAAUUUUCUAUUUUUAAAGGCUCAUGUGGUUUAAAAAAAAAAGAUCAAUAAAAAUGUGUUUUUAGCACCUUGAGAUGCUUUAUUUGCAGAUGUGAGCAAUCAAAAUAAUCUCAACUGAAGACUUCCAACUGGUCCUACCAAAGGAUCUAGAUUUCUCCUUCAAGGUUAACACAGUUUAACACAUUCAUCAUCAUACUUGCAAUUACCCAUGUUGUUGAGCUAGUGUGCUGUCUCUGAGAAACAGCUGUUCAGUAGUCACUCAGGAAGCAUUUAAAAAUAAAAACUCUGAACCAGAAAUUCACUGUACUUCAAACUUAAGUGUGUGUGUGUUUUUUUUUUAUACUAAUUUGGUAUGUUAGCAGGUCACUUGUGGUCCAUUCAGAAUGAACCUGUGACCCACCAGUUGGGAACCACAGGUCUAAGGUACAUUAGGAAUAUCUUAUAGGGUGUGUGUGUGUGUGCGUGUGUGUGUGUGUGUGUGUGUGUGUGUGUGUGUGUGUGAGUGCGUGCGUGCGUGCGUGCGUGUGUGUUUAAAUAUUGUAGAAAUUUCUUCAUCAGAAAAAAUGAAUCACAAAUUUUUUUAGACGUUUCUUUUUUGUAUUUGCAAUCACAUUUUGAUGUUUUAAAGACAAAAUAAAUGCUACAAGUGUAAUUAAAAGUUACUGAAACUGUG